Molecule: messenger RNA, 2994 nt
Organism: Adineta ricciae
Lineage: Eukaryota; Metazoa; Rotifera; Eurotatoria; Adinetida; Adinetidae
Source: the annotation of a GenBank genome assembly
AUGCAUAUCAACACUCCGUCCACAUCAUGUCUUCUCUUCUUCUCUUUAUCAUUCAUCUUCUGUGAGCGUUCUCCCUUGCAAGUGGAAAAAGACUCUGCUGUAGACAAUUUAUUGAAAAACUACCACCAUUAUGAUGAAUUAGAGCAACUUUUGAAUACAUGGACGAAGCAGUAUCCUAAACUUACACAGUUAUUUAGUGUUGGUAAAAGUACCAAUAACAGCGAGCUGUUUGUGAUGCGCCUGACGUCUCCAAUGAUACCAGACAAUAGCGAUGAACAUGAUGAAGUGCAACUACUGAAACCGAAAUUUAAAUGGGUAGCGAAUAUGCACGGUGAUGAAGUCAUUGGACGAGAACUGAUGAUCGGUUUAAUAUAUUAUUUGUUGUUAAAUUCGAAUUCUGAUUCCCGAGUUAAUCGAUUGUUAUCAACAACAGAUAUUUACAUAAUGCCCAGCAUGAAUCCGGAUGGGUUUGAACUAUCUACUGAGGGUCUUUGUGACGAUCCUUCGUACAUUGGUCGGGAAAAUCUUCUUCACGUUGAUCUCAAUCGAGAUUUUCCAUCGCCCUAUCAAACAUUGAAAGCCAUGCUCAACGGCACAAUUGGUGAUUUGUUCUACGGCCGACAACGAGAAACAAUUGCAGUGAUGAAAUGGAUAUUAAAAGAGAACUUUGUUCUAAGUGCAAAUCUACAUGGUGGUUCAGUUGUCGCGUCAUAUCCCUACGACGAAUCAGCCAGUCACCAACCGAAGUAUUCAGCGUCUCCCGAUGAUGCUUUAUUUCGUUUUCUGGCACGCACAUACGCAGAAAAGCAUACAACUAUGAGCAAAGGUGUUGAAUCUUGCGCAAGUGAAUUUUACAAUGGAAUAACGAAUGGUGCACAAUGGUACGAUGUUUCAGGUGGUAUGCAAGAUUUCAAUUACUUGCAUAGUAAUACAUUUGAAAUCACAAUGGAACUGAGUUGUUGCAAAUAUCCACUUGCAAAAAAUGGCACUCUUGUAAAGGAAUGGGACAAGAAUAGAGAAGCACUCUUGGCUUAUAUGGAACUGAGUCAUCUUGGUGUCAAAGGUUUCAUUCGUGAUGAGCUCACACGAACAGCAAUAUCUGGCGCAUUGAUUCAAAUUCAAGGUAUUCUACAUCCAGUUCGUAGUGUUACUUCAGGGGCAUAUUGGCGUUUAUUAUUACCUGGUUUAUAUAAUAUAACAGCCACAGCAUCUGGCUAUGUUCCUCAAACGAAAUAUAACGUGAACGUGACAAAUGCGAACCUCACGAGCGCACUUCGUCUUGAUUUUACCCUUCAACCGAGAACGCAAGACCUUUUCAUAACUAACGAGAAUGUUGUUGAAAUCAACAGCAUCUACGAUAAAUUGUCGAAUUAUGCAACACAACUCAGGAGUGGCUCACGUGAUGCGUUACUUGAUACAUUAAUCGAACCUACUAAUCGUUUCCGAUAUCAUGAUUACGAUUCUUUGGUGGCAAAACUAAAUGAAUUACAUGCUAAGUAUCAAAAUAUAACUUCGCUGUACACUAUCGGAGAAAGCGUAGAAAAGCGCAAUCUAUGGGUGAUGAUCAUUAGUGAUAAUCCACUUGUUCACGAGGCAGGUGAACCAGAAGUUCGGUACGUUGGAAAUAUUCAUGGUGAUGAAACUGUAGGACGCGAAUGUUUGAUUUUAUUCAUCGAAUAUCUGUGUGUUAAUUAUAAGAAGAGUGACUACAUUACAAAACUUAUCGAUAAUACUCGUAUACAUAUUCUACCGUCGUUGAAUCCCGAUGGUUUCGAGCGUGAUUAUAAGCAGAAAGAACACGAAAAAGGAGGAGGCCGUCCUAAUGCACACGACGUUGAUCUGAAUCGAAAUUUUCCACCAGUUGAACUUGAGCAAUCCUCAAAAUCCGAUAUCGCUAAACCAAAACCACAAUUUAAUAAUGCUGAAAAUCGUCUGGAUAAAUUCGCUGUCUCGAAAUAUCUACUAGAGCCUGAAGUUCGUGCUGCGAUACAUUGGUCAUUAGUUUAUCCAUUUGUUCUCUCCGGAAAUUUACAUGGUGGUGCACUGGUUGCCAAUUAUCCAUUCGAUAAUAGAAUCAUAGGUUCCACCAAACCGGAAAGCCGAUCACCUGAUGAUUCAACAUUUAUCAUGUUGGCCAAGUCCUAUUCACAAGCACAUAAACAAAUGUCUCAAGACAAAUCUUGUUCCAACUUCGAUGAUGGAAUAACCAAUGGUGCAGCAUGGUACCCUAUCGAAGGUGGAAUGCAAGAUUGGUCGUACGUAUUCACAUCGAAUAUGGAAAUAACGCUCGAACUUGGAUGUAAAAAAUAUCCCGAAGAAAAUCAAUUACAACUUUAUUGGAAUGAUAAUAAAGGAGCUUUAUUAUCGUUUAUCACCCAGGUUGUUCAUGGCAUUCGCGGCUUUGUAUAUGAUAUUAAAACGCAAACAGGUAUACCAGGCGCAUCUAUUUCUGUUCAUGGUAUUGAACAUAAUGUUAUAACCUAUCAAGAUGGUGACUUCUUCCGCAUCUUAUCCUAUGGAAUCUAUGACAUAACCGCUGAACGUGUUGGGUAUGCACCACAAACAAUAAGAAACGUUCUAGUAACGAACCAAUCUUCCACAUAUAUCGAAUUCAAACUUAAACCUAACGAAUCCUCCGAAGAGAAGAACACUGAAAAUCUAUCAAAAGUAGAACAAAUUUAUAACCAAUCGAAAGAUUUCAUUCUAAAUCGUACAUUGUUUUUGAUUAUUGCCGGCAUUUUUGCUUUAGUUCUGGCAACACUGUUCGGAUUCAUUAUUUUGUAUUUACGAUGUCGUUCUUCUUCAAUACUUUCAUCUCAUUCCCGUGUUGGCUUUCAACGGUAUAAUCUCAUUCCUCAAGACGAACAAAGUGAUUUGAGCUCAUCUCAAAUUAAUGGAUCUAAAUCUGUUCCAAAUAGUCAUGCCACACAAAGUGAUUCUGAAAAUGAUGAACCGUUGUAUUCAUCGCAGAGUCAUAAAUUCCUAUUUGCUUGA